AUAUUAUACAUUGUUCUGUAAUUUCUGUGUAUUUUAAAUAUAAUUUAAUUCGAGAAUUGUUUUAUUUAUAUAAAACCAUGGCGGUUCAACCAAACCAACAAUUUCAGAUGGAUGCAUCUACUCAACAAAGCUUCGUUAGAUUUUUUAAAAAUUUACCUGAAAAACUGAAUACCACCAUACGGUUCUUUAAUAGAUCUGAUUAUUAUACAUUACAUGGUAGUGAUGCUCUCUUUGCUGCUCAAGAAGUUUUUAAGACUACAUCAGUUUGCAAAAUGAUAGGUUCAGAUCCAUAUAAAGUCGAGGGAGUUAUUCUAAAUAAAAACCACUUUGAGGCUUUUAUACGUGACUUAUUAUUAGUUAAGCAAUACAGAGUGGAAGUAUAUGUUAACCAAGGAUCAGUAAAAAAUCAAAACUGGACAUUAGAGUACAAAGGUUCUCCUGGAAAUUUAACUCAGUUCGAGGAUGUGCUAUUUGGCAAUAAUGAUGUGGCAGAAACAGUGCGUGUAAUAGCUGUUAAACUGGGAAUGGAUGGAAAGUCCAGAAUGGUUGGUUUAAGCUGUGUUGAUACUACUGCAACUUCAUUUUCUGUUUGCGAAUUUCAAGAUAAUGAAUCAUUUUCUGACCUGGAAUCCCUGGUUGUUACACUUGCUCCUAAAGAAUGCUUAUUAAUUCAAGGCGAAGGCAGCCACGAAUUUCAAACUCUAAAACAAGUAAUGGAACGAAAUAACACAAUGGUUACUUUAAGAAAAAAGAAUGAAUUUUCCAGUGAGUCAGUCGUACAAGAUUUAAAUACUUUAAUAAAGUUCAAGGAAGGCCAACAGCAAAAUGUACAGUCUUUGCCUGAAAUAAAUUUAAACCUUGCCAUGUCAGCUACAUCGGCUCUCAUUAAAUACCUGGAUUUAACAUCAGAUGAGGGGAACUUGAAUCAAUAUGCCAUAGACCAAAUAGAGCAUUUACGCUAUUUAAAAUUAGAUGCGGCUGCUGUAAAAGCACUUAACAUUGAAUCACGGAAUGACACUCUUUCUGCAUUGAAUGGAAAUGCUCCAUCAAGUAUUCUAACACUUUUGGAUAAAUGUAGAACACCACAAGGUCAUAGGCUUCUGGCACAGUGGGUUAGACAGCCCCUCAAAGAUUUAUCUCUCAUCAAAGAGAGACAUGACAUUGUAGAAGCAUUGGUAAAUGAUAAUGACUUGCGGUCUGCACUCAGUGAUGAUCAUUUAAGGCGUAUACCGGAUUUACAAAUACUUUCCAAGAAGUUAUCCAGGAAGAAAGCAAAUUUGCAAGAUUGUUAUAAAAUUUACAUGACUGUGUCACAACUACCAAGAUUAGUGGAACAAAUAUCUAGUGUAAAUCUACUAGCUUUAAAAGCAAUGUUCACUGAUCCACUGUCAGAACUUAUAAAUGAUAUGGAUAAGUAUCAACAGAUGAUUGAACAGACAAUAGAUUUGGAAACUGCUGAGAAAGGGGACUUCUUAGUGCGACCAGAAUUCGAUGAUGAAUUAAAAGAGUUGAAGACUACUAUGGAUGAAACAGAGGAGAAAAUUCAAGCACAAUUAGGCAAAGUUGCUGCAGAUCUUUCAAUUGAUGCUAGCAAAACGUUGAAACUAGAAUCCAAUCAACAAUUGGGCUAUUAUUUUCGUAUCACACUAAAGGAAGAAAAAGUAUUGAGGAACAAAAAGCAGUACACUAUUUUGGAUUCAAACAAGGGUGGAGUGCGAUUUCGAAGCAGUAAACUCAGUGAUUUAAACGAUGAUUAUAUUGCUUCUAGAGAUAAAUAUAUGGUAGAACAAAAAAAAGUCGUAGCAGAAAUAAUUGAGAUUGCAGCCGGAUAUAGUGGAUCUAUAAAAGCUAUUGGAGUUGUGCUGGCUUCCCUCGAUGUACUGACUGCUUUUGCUUCCACGGCUGUAAGUGCAAACAAACCUUAUGUUCGUCCUAACAUGCUACCUAGUACAACAGGUGAAUUGAGUCUUAUUCAAGUUCGACAUCCAUGUUUAGAAGUUCAGGAAGGAGUAGAUUAUAUAGCCAAUGAUGUCAAUUUUAAAAGAGAUGAAAGCCAUUUUUGUAUCAUAACGGGUCCAAAUAUGGGAGGUAAAAGCACAUACAUACGAUCUGUUGGUGUUGCUGCAUUAAUGGCUCAUAUUGGAAGUUUUGUUCCUUGUGAUGAAGCAAAGAUAUCUUUACUAGAUUGUAUAUUAGCUCGAGUAGGUGCUUAUGAUUCACAAUUAAAAGGACUUUCUACAUUCAUGAUGGAAAUGAUAGAAACUGCUGCCAUACUGAAGACAGCUACAAGUAACUCUCUUGUAUUGAUUGAUGAAUUAGGGAGAGGUACAUCGACUUAUGAAGGUUGUGGUAUAGCAUGGUCAAUUGCUGAGUAUUUGGCAAGGGACGUUAAAAGCUAUUGUCUUUUCGCAACACAUUUUCACGAAAUUACAAAAUUGGAAGAAGAAAUAUCCGCUGUUCAAAACCAGCAUGUUACAGCCCUUGUUAAUGACAAUAAAUUAACUCUAUUAUACAAAGUGAAACCAGGUGUUUGUGAUCAGAGUUUUGGUAUACAUGUUGCUAAAAUGGCAAAUUUCCCACAGGAUGUAAUAGAGUUCGCUAAACGUAAACAAGCAGAACUCGAAGAUCACAAAGAUACUGCUUUCGAAGUAUCUGUUAUUCCACAAAAGAAACAAAAACUUAUGAAGGAAGCUAAGGAGCUUAUAACGGAAUUUAUUAAUAAGUGCAAAAGAUUAGAUGAAUCUCAUUUAUCUGAUGAACAGAUGAAGAACAAAAUCUCAACAUACAAAGAUGAACUUCGAUCUCACAAGAAUCCUUAUCUAGUAGUUCAUUAAAUUUUUAUUUUUGCAUAAACAUGUAUCGUAUUUUUACAGAUCACAUUUUUCAAAUAAAAAUAAACAUACAAUCAUA
Molecule: messenger RNA, 2910 nt
Organism: Megalopta genalis
Lineage: Eukaryota; Metazoa; Arthropoda; Insecta; Hymenoptera; Halictidae
Gene: spel1
Product: DNA mismatch repair protein spel1
Biological process (GO): mismatch repair; mitotic recombination
Cellular component (GO): MutSalpha complex; nucleus
Molecular function (GO): mismatched DNA binding; ATP-dependent DNA damage sensor activity; ATP binding
Source: RefSeq, a predicted model, not a curated record